This is a messenger RNA of Trichoderma gamsii, 984 nucleotides long. RefSeq lists its product as hypothetical. The record is from RefSeq and is a predicted model, not a curated record. Gene Ontology annotation, molecular function: cellulase activity. The transcript is spliced from 4 exons. Lineage: Eukaryota; Fungi; Ascomycota; Sordariomycetes; Hypocreales; Hypocreaceae. Bases 1 to 984 code for a protein of 327 amino acids. Gene Ontology annotation, biological process: polysaccharide catabolic process.
AUGACGAUCCGCAUCCUCGUCAACGUUGCGCUGCUGGCCAUCCCCAUCGCCGUGACGCUGGGCAUCUUGUUUGGCCUGCAAUCGCACCGAGAUGCCACAGGACAGCCGCCGUUGUUUGCGCCUCAGCCGCCGCCAAUUCCCACGCCUGCGCCGCCGAAACCUCCAAAGAAUGGCGUCACCAAGACGAGGUAUUGCCAGAAGUCGUUUGGAAUUACACCAGAUACCACUGGGCAGAAGUAUAUAUUAAACCCCAACCAAUGGAACUGGAACGUCGGCGAUCCGGGGCGCUUGUGUAUGAAUGUCACCACGAAUAACAACGGCACAUAUCCCACAAGCACUACCGCACCUGAGUUCAUGAUUUCAUGGCAGUACCCCCCUGGCCCAGAGGACGACCCUGUACACGCUUUCCCCAACAUCCAGAUUGAUACCGAUGUUCUCCCGGCCACCGUUAACAGCAUUUCCAAAGUCGAUAUCGAUAUCGAAUGGUCCUACGGCGUUGGCAAUGAAACCACAACCGCUUCCUCCUCUGCGGAUUUGACUGCCGACAAUCUCAACACCAACGUUGCUAUCGAUAUGUUUAUUGAUAGCGAUAAAACGGCUGCUCAGAACCCUGCCAAGGCCAAGUUCGAACUCAUGGUUUGGUUUGCAGCCUUUGGCGCUUCUACUCAGCCUAUCGGUUUUGCCGCGGGUCCUAUAUCCACCCAGAAACUUGGUAGCGACACAUUCAAUCUUUAUUCCGGCAUAAACACAGCGACGAAGCAAAACGUCAUGACCUGGUACACCGACACGCCCAUAGAAAAGUUCAACGGAGACAUCUCUCCACUCAUUAACAAAGUGUUCAACCUCCCCGCUACUACCGACCUUCCCAAGUCCAGCGACUACUUGGGAUACCUGGCUCUGGGCUCGGAGGCCUUUUCCGUGGACAAGACCGUCACGCUUUACGUACCCCAACUCUCGAUAGAUAUAGAAACAUCCUCCACAUAA